Messenger RNA from Elephantulus edwardii (Cape elephant shrew), 1980 nucleotides. RefSeq names its product inhibitor of kappa light polypeptide gene enhancer in B-cells, kinase epsilon (gene IKBKE). The transcript is spliced from 18 exons. The coding region runs from base 1 to 1980 and encodes 659 amino acids. Gene Ontology annotation, biological process: peptidyl-serine phosphorylation. The record is from RefSeq and is a predicted model, not a curated record. Gene Ontology annotation, cellular component: cytoplasm. Gene Ontology annotation, molecular function: protein serine/threonine kinase activity; ATP binding. Lineage: Eukaryota; Metazoa; Chordata; Mammalia; Macroscelidea; Macroscelididae.
AUGCAAAGCACCGCCAACUACCUGUGGCACACGAAUGACCUGCUGGGCCAGGGGGCUACCGCCAGUGUGUACAAGGCUCGCAACAAGAAAUCUGGGGAGCUGGUUGCUGUGAAGGUCUUCAACAAUGCCAGCUACCUUCGGCCCCCUGAGGUGCAGGUGCGGGAGUUUGAGGUGCUGCGGAAACUGAGCCACCAGAACAUCGUCAAGCUGUUCGCAGUGGAGGAGACGGGAGGCAGCCGGCAGAAGGUUCUGGUGAUGGAGUACUGCUCCAGCGGGAGCCUGCUGAGCGUGCUCGAGAGCCCGGAGAACGCCUUCGGGCUGCCUGAGGACGAGUUCCUGGUGGUGCUGCGCUGUGUGGUGGCUGGCAUGAACCACCUGCGUGAGAAUGGCAUCGUCCACCGGGACAUCAAGCCUGGGAACAUCAUGCGUCUCGUGGGCGACGAGGGCCAGAGCAUCUACAAACUGACAGACUUCGGGGCCGCCCGGGAGCUGGAUGAUGAUGAGAAGUUCAUCUCGGUCUAUGGGACUGAGGAAUACCUGCACCCCGACAUGUAUGAGCGGGCGGUCCUUCGAAAGCCCCAGCAGAAGACGUUUGGGGUGACAGUGGACCUCUGGAGCAUCGGGGUGACCCUGUACCAUGCGGCCACCGGCAGCCUGCCCUUCACCCCCUUUGGUGGGCCGCGGCGCAACAAGGAGAUCAUGUACCGGAUUACCACAGAGAAGCCGGCUGGAGCCAUUGCAGGGACUCAACGGCUGGAAAAUGGGCCUCUCGAGUGGAGCUACACACUCCCCAUUACCUGCCGGCUGUCUGUGGGGCUGCAGAACCAGCUGGUGCCCAUCCUGGCCAACAUCCUGGAGGUGGAGCAGGCCAAGUGCUGGGGCUUCGACCAGUUCUUCGCGGAGACCAGCGACAUCCUGCAGCGUGUCGUGGUCCACGUUUUCUCGCUGUCCCAGGCAGUCCUGCAUCACGUCUACAUCCACGCCCACAACACGAUUGCCAUCUUUCUGGAGGCCGUUUACAAGCAGACGAGUGUGGCUCCCCAGAACCAGGAGUACCUCUUUGAGGGCCACCUCUGUGUCCUCGAGCCCAGCCUCUCAGCCCAGCACAUCACCCACACCACAGCAAGCAGCCCCCUGACCCUGUUCAGCAUGGCCAGCGAGACCCCCAAGGGGCUGCCCUUCAGGGACCCUGCUCUGGACAUCCCCAAGUUUGUCCCCAAAGUGGACCUACAGGCCGAUUACAGCACUGCCAAGGGUGUGCUGGGCGCUGGCUACCAGGCCCUGCGGCUCGCACAGACCCUGCUGGAUGGGCAGGAGAUGAUGCUUCGGGGACUGCACUGGGUGGGUGAGGUGCUUCAGGCCACAUGCAGGCGGACGCUGGAGGUCACGCGCACAGCCCUCCUCUUCCUUGGCAGCAGCCUGGGCACUGAGAGGUUCACCGGCGUGGCUGGGAGGCCUGACACGCAGGAGCUGAACGGGGUCGCAGAUCUGAGGUCCAGGCUGCGGACUCUGGCUGAGGUCCUCUCCAGAUGUGCCCAGAACAUCACAGAGACCCAAACAAGCCUGAGAAGCCUGAGCUUGGAGCUGGCGAAGAACCGGGAUCAGGUACAUGAGGACAGAAGCAUCCAGCAGAUUCAGUGUUGUUUAGACAAGAUGUACUUCAUCUACACACAGUUCAAGAAAUCCAGAAUGAGACCAGGGCUUGGCUACAACGAGGAGCAGAUCCACAAGCUGGAUAAAGUGAAUUUCAGCCAUUUAGCCAAGAGGCUGCUGCAGGUGUUCCAGGAGGAGCGUGUGCAGAAGUAUCAGGCGGCCCUGGUCACACACGGCAAGCGCAUGAGGAUGGUGCAUGAGACCAGGAACCACUUGCGCCUUGUCGGCUGCUCCGUGGCUGCCUGCAACACGGAAGCCCAGGGGGCGCAGGAGAACCUCAGCAAGCAUGCAGGAGCUUCACAAGGAGAUGAAGCUGCUGGCCUUUGA